Messenger RNA from Prunus armeniaca (apricot), 393 nucleotides. NCBI's taxonomy places the organism in Eukaryota, Viridiplantae, Streptophyta, Magnoliopsida, Rosales, Rosaceae. The record is from the annotation of a GenBank genome assembly.
AUGGGCCUAAUCUUGAACGGAUACUUGACCUACUUUGGUCAUGACUUGUGGAUGCUAGUGACAUGCCUGCAUGCUAGUCUGCACGCUCUUGUCCUCCUCCUUGCAUGUUGGUUCUUACUCGACUUUCUUGGGACCUCUCGUGUCGUCUGCCAGUCGCCCAUCGUUGGAGGUGUGCUCGAGAAUCGUGAACAUCAAGCGCGAAGGCAAAUGAGGGAACUGAUGCAUUUGGUCCAAGACGGGGCCAUAUUUGGCGGUGGCAACAAGAUUGGCGUGAGCGGUGGUACCACCGAGUAUAGUGGUGCCACUGUGGAGGUGAACUCCAGAUUCGACAGUGAGGGUGAUUUUCGGGCUCGGCCGUGUGGCCAUGAGAUGGAGCCGUGGUCUCGACCAUAA